AUGGAGCCAUCGGACGAGAUACAUGAGCUCUGCGCAACCGUUAACCAUGAGCUGGAUUACCACGAGGACCCGGCGACCUUCCGAGCGGCUCUGCAGGCAGCGUACGGCGACGAGCUUCAGGAAGCUGCGCUGAUCGUGCAGGACAAUCUUCAUUCUCGUAUCGGCUUCGCCGUGAGCCAAGGAGUUGCUGUGGUUGCAUGGCGCGGCAGCAAGACGCUGGUUGAGUUGGGCACGGACGCCGGCUUUUCACCCAGUCUUUGCCACCUGUGGUUCGAUCUCACAGACCAGAUCCAAGCACAUGGUGCAAUGAUGGCGGUGAUUGAGCAUGACUUCCUUGUCUUUCGGAAGCGCUUGGCAGCGCGGCUGUCGGCGCUAGAAGUGGGGCGGCUGGUCUUCUCAGGCCACUCCUUGGGCGCUGGACUGGCCCAGAUUGCACAUCUGGCACUGCUCGGCGAGCAGCAUGCCGGGCGGUUUUCGAAUCUUGUCGUCCAAAGUGUGGCGUUUGCUUCGCCAAUGGUCUUCUUUGUCGCCGCAGACAUUACGGAGGCCACGCAGUCCGUCUUGCAGGAGCUCUUCGACAGCAGCGUGAACUAUAUCUUGCACAACGACGCGACGCCACGCAUGCCCGGGCUGCCCGAAUUCUGGGUGCCAGCGCUGAAGGAGGCAGCCAAAGCCAUGGUCCGCAAAGGUUUCGCGGAGAAAGGAAGUCACCUUCAGCGCGCCGUCAAGUGGAAGCUGAUUUUCGGUGAUGGUCGUGUUGACAUCUUGUUCGAUCUACUGGAACGACGGACACAGUAUGCCCUGGAUUCCUGCCGUGGCUACCGGCACACUUGCAAACUCCUCCUGGUGCCACUCUACGAUGCGAGUCAGGGCAUCCUGGAGAUGGGCUUCGAGGAGUUUGCAAGUAUGCCGUACCGCGCAGAGAGUGACUCGGAUGAGAUGCUUCAUAUCGAGGCGGAGUUUGCUUGGAUCAUCCACGUUUGCCUGCCGAGGAACUUUGCCCGCACUUACCGACCUUUUCGACUGAAGCACGUGGCCUCGGGUCUGUGCAUUGCUUGCACGGAGGAGGGGCAGUUGCAACUGCGCAACAACUGGGGAACCAACCAUGACGAGCUGUUCUGGAAGAGGCUUCACGUGCAGAUCAACGUGCGGCCACCGGACGGUACCUUCCGCCUGGCGAGCAAGGCUUCCCAGCGCUGGCUCACCGUGGAGGGCAGCGAGCUACAAACCAGUGACGACGACAUUGAUGAGCAGUACUGGACGUUGUUCUUGAGAGGAGAUGGGGAGUAUCAUCUGGAGAGCUACUCCUCGGCCAAGCUGCUCACCGUGAUCGGACCCACUGGCCAG
Molecule: messenger RNA, 1347 nt
Organism: Symbiodinium sp. CCMP2456
Lineage: Eukaryota; Dinophyceae; Suessiales; Symbiodiniaceae
Source: the annotation of a GenBank genome assembly